ACUUCACGCCGCGCCGCCACAGUCUCGCGAUCGUACGACCGCGUCGCGCGCAGAAACGGAGUCUUCGCUAUCCAAGAGCGCGAGCGACGCCGAUAUAACAACAAAGGCGACGGUUUUCUCAUCGAUCGACGCGAUACCCGCAGUUAUUGCAUUUCCGAGUCUGUCAUCCUCUCCGAAGGCUAUCUUCGUCAUUAUCUGUCAAAGUAGCUUAAACGAUCCUCGUCAAAGGAUUAAUAACGAGCGGGAUUCGAGCCCUGAGAAAGAAACAGAGAGAACGGAAAGCGCACGUUGGGGAAUUUAUUCUCGGAAAGGCUCGUUUUCGCAGCGAGGCGCACGCCGAUCGUAGCCGUAGACGAGAGAGAAGAAUCCGCGAUCAUCACCGGUGGAUCAUCAUAAUCGAGUGGACAAACCGCUGACAAACAAUAGGGACCUGGCCGGUGACUUCCGAUGGGGUCGUAGCCGGCGUACGCAGCGCGCGCGUAUUCGUAACAGCAUAUGAUCGCAAUGAUAGGCUAGCCGGUAGCGGCAGGAAGAGAUCGUCGUAGGGGGAGAUCGCCAUAGCUAAUCGUACCACCCAAGGUGGCACAGAUUGAGAGUCCCAUCAGCAUACAUCCUCUCCUGGCUAACGAGAUACCCAGCAUCUAUCCAGUUCGUGCGCGCCGUUACGCCGCUCGUCGCGUCGACGACGUGCGUCAGCUUCCGAUCGGCCGGACCGACUCGUCGACGAGCCCUGCGUCCGUAAAAUUACGAAGAAUUACCUUUGUCAUACGAGCGAAAAGGGACCGAAAGGGAGAGAGAGAGAGAGAGAGAGAGAGAGAGAGAGAGAAGAAUCGGUCAGAAUUAACGUUGAUCAACGAGCAUCUAAUUUGGAGCAUCUAAUUCUUCAUCCCCGUCAUCCGCGCGCGCGUCCUCGACCUCCUUUUCCCUUCGUCUUCCAUCCGCGUCUCAUCCCUCUCGACUUAAGCGAACGUCGCGAGCGUUAUCGACGACGUCCCGACGUGCCGUCUCGCUCGCGAAGAAACGUCGACGUGGGAGGAAUCGCGAGGGAAGGAGAGAGACAGAGGCGUGCAGAUUCGCUCUUAGUACCCCUCGACGAUUCAGCACCGGCGAUUCUCUUCCCCAUCGGGACAUCCGCCGCUUCCGGCUAACUGGAAGUGAACGCUCUAUGUAAACGAUUGCCGAGCACGGUUCUCAUUGGAACACACAGGACGCAGGAAGCGCAUCAUGGAAGUGGCAAGCGAGCUGUCGCCGCUGUCGGGGGCGGAGAAUCAGGGCAAGAUCAAGGAGAGGAGCUCGUAUUAUCCCCAGGAGCCCGGCAAGAGGCCGCAGACCGCGGGGCAGAGGGUGCGAUCGUGCCUGAGCCAUAACGCGCUAACCAUCCUGACAGUUUGCGGCGUGAUCGGCGGCGUGAUACUCGGCAUAAUUCUGCGAAAUUCACGUGAGAGAUGGACGCCCCGCGAGAUCAUGUACAUCAAUUACGUCGGCGACCUGUUCCUGCGGAUGCUCAAGAGCUUGAUUCUGCCGCUGAUUAUCUCGAGUCUGAUAUCGGCCAUCGGCUCGCUCGAUCUGUCGCUCAGCGGCAGGAUCGGGGCGCGUGCGAUCGGUUAUUACAUGGCCACGACCAUCUGCGCGGUUAUACUAGGUAUAAUUCUCGUCGUCUCGAUCCAACCUGGUCAUGGAAGCGCCGCCUCGGAGACCAAAAAACCGGCACAAAAUGUUUCCACCGUCGAUACACUGAUGGACUUAGUCAGAAAUAUGUUUCCACCGAAUCUCGUGCAGGCUUGCAUCGCUCAACAUCGAACCGAGCCCAAGCUACCGGACAAUGCCAGCUCUGACCUUCCCUUGGAGGAAUGGGAACUGGAAGAGAAAAUAGUCCCGGGUUCCAAUAUCCUGGGGCUUGUUGUAUUCGCGACAGUCAUGGGUAUCACUCUUGGUAAAAUGGGACCACAGGCCAAGCCGUUGUUGAGUUUCUUCGACUCACUAUCCGGCGCUAUGAUGUUGAUCACCAACUGGGUCAUAUGGUUGUCGCCGAUCGGCGUGCUCUCCCUGGUCGCCUCUAAGAUUACGGAGAUGAAGUCGCUCGAAGAGGUAGUUAGCCAGCUUGGGAUGUACUUCCUGACCGUGUUGAUCGCUCUACUCAUACAUGGGUUCCUGGUGCUACCCGGGAUGUACUUCCUUCUCACGAAGAAGAAUCCUUAUAUCUACAUAUCGAACAUGGCAGAGGCGCUCGUCACUGCCUUCGGCACGUCCUCGAGCUCGGCGACAUUGCCGCUGGCUAUCAGUUGUCUCGAGAAUAAAAACGGCAUUGAUCCACGUGUCACUAGAUUCGUCAUGCCAAUAGGCGCAACCGUAAAUAUGGACGGUACCGCUCUGUACGAAGCUGUUGCUGCCAUUUUCAUCUCGCAAGUGCGUAAGAUUUCCCUUUCCUUCGGACAGCUGAUAGCGAUAAGUAUCACGGCGACCGCUGCCAGUAUCGGCGCAGCUGGAAUUCCGCAGGCCGGCCUAGUGACCAUGGUGAUGGUGUUGGACACGGUGAGACUUCCGGCCAAUGAUGUCUUCUUAAUCAUCGCAGUCGACUGGUUACUAGAUCGAUGUAGAACGACCAUAAACGUCAUUGGUGAUUCGCUCGGCGCGGGAAUCGUUCAGUAUCUCAGUAGAAAUGAACUCGCGGCAUUGCCGCACAGCACACAGCAGACGCAGAACGGAGCCGAUUGUCACGCAACUACGUCGAUAUAAGCCAUAUUCGCCGAUCGCUAAAUCGCGUCUCUUCAACUGACGAUUACAUAAUCGCUUCGCGAUCGGAGAAUCAAUUACCCACGGCGAACAUAUCGGCACUUAUCGUUGCGCGGCUUAUCGUUGAAAUGUUGCCAUAACUUCUUGAACUCCCAAGAGUCCGAGAAUUUAAGAAUAUAAUACGAUUAAAUAAAUUAAAUUUAAGGAUUAGGAUUAAGAGAAAGAGGAAUAAAUUUAUGGACGACAACAUGAUAUUAUUUGUUACAGUUGUGUCAUGUCUGAGAUUUUUAAUUUUCACAGUUUUAUAAGUUAUCCUAGAAUUACGAAAAAAUAUACAGCACCGUUGAUCGAGUGUCUAUAAUUUCAAUCGUACAGUAUGGCAACAGUCAAUGAUCGCGAUUUGCGAUGUUGACAAAGUGUUCUUGCGUACUCAGUAAGUGUUCCGUUUUUAUCUUAGUCAAAUAAUUGGUUUAGUAUUAGUUAUCUUCCACGCGAAUCAGACUACGAACGAAGGGAACAAACAACUGUAUCACUAUUGUAAUGCCAUAUUUGCGACAAACAUACGCGAUUGUGAAUGCACAAAUCUCUUCUUCCACUUAUUCGUACAAGUACUAUAAAAAGAAGAAAGAUUAUCUUGGUAACCACUUAAUUGACAUCCGCGAUACAAAAUAUAAAUAGACAUAAUGGUAAGACAGUGAAAUGUCAGUUAUCAAUGCGUAGCUCGCGGUGCGAGCGAUGAGCGUUCUUCAGACGACUUUGGAAUAUAAGAUAUGCUUGAAACUAAUGCUACGAUUCUAGAUAGAGAAUCGUAAAACUCGUAACUUGUUCUCAUAAAAUUUAUAAGAAUUUUGUAAAUUUCAUAGAGACUACAAUUCUAUAUUGAUAAAUAUCUACAAUUUUGUGUAAAUCUUAUUGCUAACUAUAAAAGCUAUUUAUAAAGUUCAUAAGUUUGGAGUUCCAAUCCCAAGUUCUUACGAAUUUUACGAUUCUGUUUAGAAUUUCAACAUAAAUUACAUAAGUCUAAUAAUCAUAGGCUCCUAAGUGAUUUUGCUUAUAAAUAUUUAAGCGUAUAAUGUACACACACACACACACACACACACACACACACACACACACACACACACACACACACACACACACACACAUACACACACACAUUUGUCUUCCAUUUUCGCGUUUAACAAGAAUUACGCUUACGCGGUACUGCAAAAUGUACGUGCACGUUACAUUAUAUUUGAAUCCGCAGUCCGAUUUUUCUUUGCGUGUUAUCUAUAUAUUUCUCCUUAAAGUGCAUUUAAGAUUGCGGAGCCUGGAAAAAAUUCACGAGAAGCAAAAUAUAUUUGACGAUCUGCGAAAUUGAUUUCAUUAUUAUCUAUAUAACAUGACGAAGAUAUCUCAAAGUUUUCAUUAUUAUUUUUUUAUACAAUAGAAGCGGUAAUUAUGUACGCGAUAAUUCUGCUCGCGCAUAUUAUUCCCUGACAAUAUAUAUAUAGGAAAUACCGUCGCGCAGUUUGUGCCAUAGAUUAUUAUCAUCGUAUCUCGAAGGAGUAGCUUUUACACUUAUUCGACCAGUGAAAAAAGCAGACUUAAAUAAGUUCGAUGCCAGCAACAACAAUCAACUGGGACUUAACCCUUAAGUAUGAAGCAAUAUUGAUCAUUUUAUAUCUCCACAAGUUUUCGAUAGAGGAAACAGAUAUGAAAGUUCUUGCAUUUAAUAUUUCUUUCUUUUUCACGCGAAAGAAAAGUUCGGCAAGUAACACUAGAAGAAAAACAUAAAAUAUAGUAUUCAAGAAACUGUGUGUUCAAUUACUAUCAAGUAACAAAAAGUACUCCAUAAAAGUAAUCCGUACUUAAGGGUUGAAACACCUUUUCUUUUUACAACUCUGUCCUUGUCUUUUGGCACAAUAAAAAACGAUACCAUUGCUAUAUCAUUGUGUCUUCGCGUGAUAUGUAAAAGAAUUAUUAUAUGGAAAAAAAUAACAAAAUGAUUAAUAAACAAAUCACUUGAUUUUGUCACACGAUUCCUU
Messenger RNA from Pogonomyrmex barbatus (red harvester ant), 4760 nucleotides. RefSeq names its product excitatory amino acid transporter 1. Gene Ontology annotation, molecular function: glutamate:sodium symporter activity; L-glutamate transmembrane transporter activity; neutral L-amino acid transmembrane transporter activity. NCBI's taxonomy places the organism in Eukaryota, Metazoa, Arthropoda, Insecta, Hymenoptera, Formicidae. Gene Ontology annotation, cellular component: plasma membrane. Gene Ontology annotation, biological process: L-glutamate transmembrane transport. The record is from RefSeq and is a predicted model, not a curated record.